AUGUCCCGAAAAACUAAACGAGCUGCAGAAACUGAGAGUAAUCCUCCCAAUAAAAAGAGUUGCCAGGCAUUUAAACCAGAAUGGCUUCAAGCAUCUGUAGAAAUUGAAAAAGGAAAGGGCAUUGUUUGCCAGCUGCUUUUGGAAAGUGCUGCUGAUAAGGAGGAGAGGCAGAAUAUGAAAGAAAAACUGAUUUCAAAACCAGAUGAAGUUAAGGUUUUAAUAGACAAUGUAUUACAUGCUGUUAACAUGAACACUUCCAUGAAUGCCGUACAGAAAAUUAAUGAUCACAUGGCAAAGUAUGUUAAUAUCCCGGAAAGUUGGAGGAGUAAAAACUAUGCAUUUGAGUUUUUACAAAACAUAAAUGCAGUUGUACAAUCGGAAAUACUGACAGAAAUAAGGGAAUCAAAAUACCACACCCUGGUAGUAGAUGAAAGCACUGAUAUAUCAGUAAGCAAAAUGUUGAUUUUAUAUUUUAAAUACAGAAAAACAACAUCUGAUGUUCAUCAAACCAUGUUUGGUGGUAUUCUAAACUUAAUUUCAUGUACUGCCUGUGCAAUUGUGACUGCAAUAAAAGAAUCAUCAAACCAUGUUUGGUGGUAUUCUAAACUUAAUUUCAUGUACUGCCUGUGCAAUUGUGACUGCAAUAAAAGAAUUUUAUUUCUUCCACAAGCUAGACUUAAUGAGAAUGGUGAUGUUUUUACUUCAGAUGGAGCUUCAGUUAUGUUAGGAAGAUGUAAUGGUGUUGCAGCGCAAUUAAAACAGAUUAUCCCUCAUCUAACUGAACAACACUGUGUUGCACACAGAGAAGAUUUAGGGAUAGGUGACGCUUGGAAAAGAGUUCCUGUUGUCAAAGAAAUUGAAACAUUACUACGUACAGUUUACACAGUAUUUUGCCGGUCCUCCACAAAAAAAGCACAAUUUCGAGAAAUGGCCAAUGUGACAGAGCAUAAAGCUGUUUCAUUUAAACCUCUGAAUGAAGUAAGGUGGCUUUCAAGAUAUUAUGAGGCACUUAUAUUUUACUUUGAAAAUGAAGUUUCUGAGAAUAAUGAUCCUAUUUCAAAGUACUGCUUAAAAAGGCUAACAGACAAGACAAACAGGGUAAAUGUGGCUGUUCUUCAUGAUGUGUUGUAUGACUUAUCAGAGUUAACCAAAAGUUUUCAAAAAACAACUUUAACUACCCUCGAAGCUGUGGAUUUGGCCAGAGCAAAAAUAGAAAAACUGAAAAACCAGUACUUAGGUGAAGAAAUAUAUUGGGGCAGAAAGGUUCAGGAUUUGAUUUCAGAACUGUUUGGAAAGGAUGAAAAGUUUAACAGCCAGUCAAUUAUUCAAUUCAUUACACUGUUGUGUGAGCACAUGUGCAAAAGAUUUCCAAAACAAGAAAUAAAAGAGUGGGCAGUUUUUGAUUUUAAUACAGUCACGUCAAAAAAUACACAGUUUAGCUUUGGCAGAGAUCUGCUUAAUAAAUUAAUUGAGAGAUAUGGAAAAUAA
This is a messenger RNA of Ciona intestinalis (vase tunicate), 1488 nucleotides long. Lineage: Eukaryota; Metazoa; Chordata; Ascidiacea; Phlebobranchia; Cionidae. The record is from RefSeq and is a predicted model, not a curated record.